UUGAUAAUUUGGCAUUUACAUUAACAUUCAAAAGUACUUUUUAGCAUUAUGACUCUAUUCUUUUAGAUCUCAACAGUUUCAAGUAUUUUUAACUAUUUACAUUUCCUUUCAAGUGUUUCCAAAUUUUUUUAUAACUCAUAGUUUUUUCUAUUUCUUUCUAGUUCAUUUUGACUCUUUCCAGUUUCAUCUUAAUGAUGAAGAGUACCAAAAGGCGAUUGAGUGCGUCAGUCGAUGAUUUUUAUUUCUUGACAAAUUAACAUGUACAAGACAUUAGCGGGUUGGUGUUGUAUAUUGGAUCGAGAGAUGAAUAUUCAUUCAAUUGGCCCAAUAUUCAUAUCCAAGUUGAAGCCUAUGAGACUAAGUCCAGUCCCGUGGUAUAUUAAUAUAACCUCGUCCUCAAACCCGGAUCUUCUCCUUCUUCUACGAUUCGACGCCGCUUCCAGCUCUCUUCUUCUCCGAUCAAGCCGAGCAGCAACGCAAAUCUGCAAACUCGACGGCGGCGGUUCUCCUGGCAGCUUCGACGACUUUAGAUAGCGGCGACGGGAGAGGGCGACAACGCGAGGCCAAUCGACGUUGAUCGGUUAGUGGCAGGCUACCCUCCGUUCUCGCGAAUAGCUCCCAACAGCGACGACCGGCGACUCCCUCCGGCGAUGAGUCCAGCAGCGACGACGACGAAUUCCGCCGGCGACCCCCUGUCCAGCGACGCCUGUUCCGACAAAGCACAGCGGUAGACCGGCGAUGGUGCCUGGGCAGUGACUCCGGCGAACCAGCGACAAUUUAGUGACCCCCUUAGUUCCGACGAUGAUCGGGCAGCAAGUCGGUCCAGCUAGAACGGGCAGUUUCGACAGUCAAUUUGGGUGACCGGCUCCGGGUGACGUUCCCUGGUAUUGAAUCGAACUAACGAGGUAAUAACGAGCUAAUCCUGGAGGGCACAGAGACGGAGGAGAUGUACGGAUGCAGUACUCGAACCGUUAAAAGAUAUGAUGGUUGUACUAUAACUUGUUUUCUGAUAAUGAUCUAUUAAAUAUGUUUAUUUAAAAUAACAGUUUUGCUUCUGCGCUGUUUUGAAUUAACUCCGAUAAACGUUUAAGUUCUAA
Molecule: messenger RNA, 1097 nt
Organism: Cuscuta campestris
Lineage: Eukaryota; Viridiplantae; Streptophyta; Magnoliopsida; Solanales; Convolvulaceae
Source: the annotation of a GenBank genome assembly